This is a messenger RNA of Wickerhamiella sorbophila, 1683 nucleotides long. RefSeq lists its product as hypothetical. The record is from RefSeq and is a predicted model, not a curated record. The transcript has a single exon. Lineage: Eukaryota; Fungi; Ascomycota; Dipodascomycetes; Dipodascales; Trichomonascaceae. Bases 1 to 1683 code for a protein of 560 amino acids. Gene Ontology annotation, molecular function: transmembrane transporter activity. Gene Ontology annotation, biological process: transmembrane transport. Gene Ontology annotation, cellular component: membrane.
AUGGCUUAUUCAAAUCAUAGCCAAAGUGGUAGUACCAGUUCCUCUGGCUCUGUGGCCAGUGAUAAGGUAUUCUAUGAUAUCAAUCAAAAUGAGAUUAUUGAGGGGUCAAAUGCAAGCUUUGAAACGGAGGAUCUCGCUCCUCUUGCGGUAGACCAUAUUUUCCAGAAUGCUGAAAAGUGCAAGACUUGGAAUGCUGUUUAUAAAAAGGCCCAGUACGAAGGUUUGCAUCAUUUCGACCCGACCUUUGUUUGGACAAAGAAGGAGGAGCGCUCUGUGCUUCUCCGAACUGAACUACGCGUCACCUUUGUCGCAUUUCUCUUGUUUGUUGCCCUUGAUAUAGAUCGGUACAACAUGGCCAACGCAACAGCAGGAACUAUUUUGAAAGAUCUCAAGUUGACAACAAAUGAUUACAACCUUGGUUCUACCGUGAACCUUGUCUGCUUUCUGGCUUCGGAGCUUCCCUCGCAGCUUUUGUCCAAAAAGAUCGGCCCCGACCGUUGGAUUCCGAUUCAGCUCACUGCAUGGUCGCUAGUCGCUACAUUCCAGUGCUUCAUGCAAAAUAAGGCUGGAUUCCUAGUUUGUCGCGGACUCUUGGGAGCUCUUCAGGGCGGGUUUAUUCCAGACGUUUCUCUCUGGAUAUCUUAUUUCUAUACAAAUUCCGAGAUGUCAACCCGUCUCGGUUACUUUUACAUUGCCAAUCCACUAACACAAGCUUUGGCUUCCUUACUAUCUUACGGUAUCUUCUCCCUUCAUGGUCACAGCGGUUGGGCAGGCUGGCGAUGGGUUUUCAUGAUUGAAGGCCUGAUAACGCUUGUGCUAGGUAUUUCUGCGUUCUUCCUGAUGCCGCCUUCUGUUACUCAGACCAAGGUCUGGUUUCGGCCAAAUGGAUGGUAUACAGAGCGCCAAGAAAAGAUCCUCGUAAACCGUGUCCUUCGAGAUGAUCCGUCUAAAGGUGACAUGCACAAUAGAGAAGCGCUCACUUUUGGUAUGAUUUGGAAAAGUAUUACCGACUAUGACCUAUGGCCAGUUUAUGUGUGUCGGUUACUCACCGAUAUCAUUGGAACGCCAAUUUCCAAGUACCAAGCAAUUUUGUAUCGCUCGCAGGGGUUUUCGACUAUGAAAACUAAUCUGUUGAUGAUUCCACCGAACAUUCUCACUAUAUUUACGCUAUUGGCCUCUGUUCACCUGUCCAAAUGGUCGCGUCAGUUUGCGUAUGUCUACUGCUUUUCUGCCUUGUGGUGGAUACCCUGCCUAGCCGCAAUGCGUUGGUGGCCCGGGUUCCUCCACAAUGUUUGGGGUUCUUAUGCACUUAUUUUCAUUGGCCUUGGUGCACCUCCCGACUGGCCCCUUUCUAUCUCCUGGGUUUCGGCAAAUUCAUAUUCGGUGCGAACUAGAACUGUCUCAGGUGCUCUCGUCAACAUCGCCUCGCAGCUUGCAGCAAUUAUUGGCGCCAACAUCUUCCGCAAGGACGAUGCCCCACGCUACCAGCGUGGUGUUAAGCAGCUCUUCGGAAUUGCCGUCACCAGUUUUUUCGUGCCCUUCUUGGUUAAAUGUUAUUAUAUGGCAAGAAAUAAUUGGAAAUCCCGAAAGUGGGCCAACCUGUCACUGGAGGACCAGGCGGAGUACGACCAUAAAAACGUCGCAGAGGGUAACAAGCGAUUAGAUUUUUUGUUUGUUCAUUGA